Corylus avellana is the source of this 738-nucleotide messenger RNA. NCBI's taxonomy places the organism in Eukaryota, Viridiplantae, Streptophyta, Magnoliopsida, Fagales, Betulaceae. The record is from RefSeq and is a predicted model, not a curated record.
AUGCAAUCUUUGCCGACAGCUAUUCCUAUUGCUUUAAUGGAUGGAACUUUUCAUGUUCCAAUGCUUAAUGGUAACAAUUUUACUGACUGGAAAGAAAAUUUAUUUUUCACAUUGGGGUGUUUGGAGCUUGACUUGGCGCUUCGUAUGGAUGAACCACCCGCCCUCACGGAGAAAAGUACGCCACAAGAGAUAGCUAAACAUGAACGGUGGGAGCGAUUAAAUCACUUAAGUCUAAUGUUCAUGAUAUCUUAUGUCUUUAAGGGCAUUAGGGGUUCCAUCCCUGAAUGCACUAAGGCCAAGGCAUUCAUUAAGGCAGUUGAGGAACAAUUUAUGAGUUCCGACAAGGCCUUAGCCAGCACCCUAAUGAAGAAGCUAUCAAGCAAGUCAUUUGAUAAUUCUAGAAGUGUGCGUGAGCACAUUAUUGAAAUGAGGGACAUGGCAGCUCAACUCAAGUCCCUAGAGAUUGAUAUAUAUGAGUCAUUCUUGGUGCAUUUCAUAUUGAACUCUCUCCCCUUUGAGUAUGUUCCUUUUAAAAUAUCCUAUAACACACAUAAGGAUAAAUGGUCAUUAAAUGAACUUCUGACCAUGUGUGUUCAAGAGGAGGAGAGGUUAAAACAUGAGAAGUCAGAAGGUGUUCACAUGGCUAUUCAUGCUAAGGGGAAAGACCAAGAGAGGCAAGCAUGCCCAAAAAUUCAAGAAGGAGAACAAGGUGCCAAUCAAGAAAAUUGGCAAGAAUGA